GCUGUGAAUCGUGAUCUGCAAAAGCCCGUCGAUCCCAAAGACCUCCAACGGAUUUCUCGGUUUUCUUCCUUUCGUUCAAUCCGCUCCCAGGCUUGCAAUUGCUGAACGCCCUGUUUGCAACAACCAACACAACCGCCCCACCCGCUUAGAACGCUCCAGACCGCCCCCAUGGUCAAGCGAAGCAGGGCCGAGUUCCUGGCCUCAAACCUGCCGCAGCUGCAGAACCUCAUGAAGAGGGACCCUCGCUCCUACGAAGAAGAAUUCUCCCAGCAAUGGAGGCACUACGAGAGCGAGCUCGCCAUCUUCCGUCUCAAACCCGACUCGGAGGCCAAGGAGUUCGCCGACCUCAUCACCUUCAUAUCUCACGUCUCGCAGUGUUAUACCCAGCAAUGUGCAGAGUUUCCCCAACAAAUAAUGGACCUGCUGUCCACCCACUACCAAAUUCUCGAGCCGGACUUGAGGAAGACUAUGGUGCAAGCCUUAGUUCUGUUAAGGAACAAGGAUUUGAUCUCCGCCACAAGCUUACUGUCGCUCUUCUUUACGCUGUUCCGCGCGAAGGAUAAGCAGCUUCGUGCGCUGCUGCACAACCAUAUCGUAAACGACAUUAAGAACGCUAAUGCAAAGUCGAAGAACAAUAAGCUCAACAAAACGCUCCAAAACUUCAUGUACAACAUGUUGAAGGACUCAAACGAAGUUGCUGCGAAAAAGUCUCUGGAGGUCAUGAUCGAUUUGUAUGGAAAGAACGUGUGGAACGAUGCCAAGACCGUCAACGUCAUCGUUGAAGCCUGUUUCUCACCGUCGCCCAAACUCUGUGCACCGGCCCUGCACUUUUUCUUGGGAACGAACGAAAAGAAGGAUGAGGAUGAGGAUUCGGACACGGAAGCCCCGAACAUCGAGUCGAUUAAGCACAUGAUGCACGUCAAUAAAAAGAAAAAGUCGAAAAAGACCGCGCUCGACAAGGCCAUGGCGACCGUCAAGCGGAAAGAUCGUGCCAGGGCGAGAGCGGAGAUCUUCAACUUCUCCGCUCUGCAUCUGGUGAACGAUCCUCAGGGAUUUGCCGAAAAGCUCUUCUCUCGCUUGAAGCACACGACAUCAACCAAUGCGUUCCGCUUCGAGCUUCGGUUGCAGAUGAUGAACUUGGUGUCCCGGCUGAUUGGUGUGCACAAGUUGAUAUUGUUCGGAUUCUACGAGUACGUAGUCUCGUUCCUGAAGCCACACCAGCGCGAGGUGACCGCCAUAUUGGCGUACGUAGCGCAAAGUUCGCACGAUCUCGUGCCUCCAGACGCGCUCGCGCCUGUGGUCCAAGCGAUCGCCGACAACUUUGUAUGGAACAACGUCUCUUCUGAAGUCGUUACGGCUGGUCUGAACGGCUUACGUGAGAUCUGCGCACGUUGUCCUCUCGCCAUGUCGGAGAGUCUCCUGCAAAGCUUGAUCGAGGACUACAAGAACACCAGGGAGAAAGGCCCCAUGAACGCGGCCCGAUCUCUCCUCGGACUCUACCGGGAAGUGAACCCGGAGAUGCUGAAGAAGAAGGACCGUGGAAGGUCCGCCGCCGUUAACCUGAAGGACUUCAAGCCCGCACGAUACGGAGAAGUCCUGAACGACGACGUUCUGGAGGUCGCUGAUAUGCUGGAUCCUCGGAGAGCGAAGGCUGCGGCUAAGGAGGCCACCGCUGACAAGCAGGAGGACGGAUGGGAAGGCUGGGAAGAGGCUAGUGACGAGGAAGUUGUUGACGGCGAAGACGAUGAGGACAAGGAAGGCUGGGAGGACGUCUCGAGCGAAGGCGAAAAGCCUACGGGAGAAGAUGGUUGGGAAGGUUGGGAAGAAGCCAGUCUGGAUGGUGGGGACGAAAAGGACUCUGAUGCCGAGGCUGACUCCGAUGCGGAGGAAGAGGAAGAGGAGGCGGAAGAGGUUGUAGUUGAAGAGACAGAAGAGAUCACAGUUGUAGAAACCACGGAGGGGGCUGCUAAGGAUGCGGAACCCUCCCCACCCAAGAAGCAAAAGCUCGGCUUGGCAGCUGAAAAGAUUCUCACCGACGCGGACCACCGAAAACUCCGCAAGAUUCAGCAACUCAAGGCUGCCAACAAGAUGGCCGGUCUGAGCUUCACCCCCGAAGACAUCGAUGUGAGCUCGGAUGAUGAGGAAGGCGACGAGGACUCGGACACCAAUGGUGACGUGGUCGACGUCUCCCGCAUCAUGCGCGGCAUCCGCCGGAAAGACGACUACGAAGCGCGUCUCGCGUCCAUCAAGUCCGGGCGCGAAGACAAAACCUACGGUUCUCGUAAAGGCAAAGAAGAGCGGAGCAGCAAGACCAACCGCGAAAAGGCCAAGACCACCAAAGCGUUCAUGAUGGUGGUGCAUAAGCGGAGUGUAGUGGGGAAGGCGAAGCGGUCGCUGAGGGAGAAGCAGAAGGUGCUGAGGCAGCAUAUCACGAAGCAGAAGAAGCAGCAUUAAGGCGCAUGCGGGGUCUGUUUUGAGAGUAGGGUUUAGAGCACAUUUGUAAAUUAUGAGAAUGGUUUUUUUUUAUCAAUCACAAGCAUUACGACAUUGAGCA
Fimicolochytrium jonesii is the source of this 2554-nucleotide messenger RNA. Its product is annotated as SDA1-domain-containing protein. The transcript has 3 exons. The coding region runs from base 169 to 2454 and encodes 761 amino acids. NCBI's taxonomy places the organism in Eukaryota, Fungi, Chytridiomycota, Chytridiomycetes, Spizellomycetales, Powellomycetaceae. Gene Ontology annotation, cellular component: nucleolus. Gene Ontology annotation, biological process: ribosomal large subunit export from nucleus; ribosomal large subunit biogenesis. The record is from RefSeq and is a predicted model, not a curated record.